UCCAUAUUCUUCCUGCACUUAUGCCGGUGGUAAAUAUUCCUGUAUCGUCCGACUGAGCGAUGAAGCUUUACCCAAGAAGCUCGUUAGCGGCGCAAAACUUGUUCAGAAGAUAACGUUCAUCAUCGCCAAGGCCACCGAAAGAUCUCCGCGAAACCCGAUGUCGGAUUGAUCUGCAUCUGAUAAGAUGAGAUUGAUAAUUAGCCCCACUAAGGGCCAAAAUCGCACGCGUCCCACCGACCGCUUGAAGCUCCAUAUCUGGCAGAGUACUCGUGUUGCGACAAGGUGUAGGAAAAGUCUGCAAUCCUCCGUGCAUCACCGCCUCCGUGCAAGGCUCCGGUACUGAGGGGUGCGCGAUGUAGUCCAGCGAUGUAACCAUGGAACGUAUAAGAAUGAACACGUCAAAGGCUUGACUGGCCUCGACACCUGUGCUUUAUGGUUCCAACUACACGACCAUCAUAACAUGCGUCUUCAAAGUGUCCUCCUCGCCUCAUUGGCUUCCCUUCUUGUACAUGCCCAGAACAACACGGCCCCACAAUGGCCAUGGCAAACCUUCAAAUCACGCCCAGGAUUCGAGCCUCCGGUGCUCUCUAUCAACAAGACUGGUACUACCUCGCCAGGGCAGAUUCUCUUCCCUUUGAGCGGUAGCGAAUCGCACAACUACAGCCUUAACAUUUUCCAAGAAGAUGGUGAACUAGUCUGGCAGUCAGGAUAUGGCGACUAUGCCGCAUUCCGAAGGACUACGCUCUUCGGCGAACCUGUACUUGCCUACUUCGCCGGUGUCUCUUUCAGCGAGCCAUGGGGUUUUGGAUAUGGGAUAAUCUAUAUCCUCAACCAACAGUACGAGAACAUAUAUAACGUCACGCUGUGGAACUCGACAUAUCCAUUAGAGAGCAUUUCUCCCCUGUACGAUCCCACGCAGUAUCAGCCUUUCAGCUGGAUCGACAUGCACGAGAAUCUCAUUACGCCCGAGGGUACAAUGUUCGUUGGAGCUGUGAAUGUUACGCCGUGGGAUCUGUCAUCUAUUGGCGGCCCAAAGGAUGGCUGGGUUGUAGACUCCAUUGUGCUGGAGCUCAACGUGACGAACAGUGAGGUACUUUGGCAAUGGAGCCAUCUCGACCAUGUGGAUCAGGUUUCGCUCGCCAGUGCUGUGCCUACAUAUCCGCUGGACGACCUAGGCAGGAACAGCAGUUAUCCCUGGGGACCGUUUCACAUCAAUUCCGUAGAAAGGUUUGACGACGGUAGUUUCUUGAUCUCGUCAAGACAUUACUGCUCAAUUUUCAAGGUCAACCGCAACGGAACGGUUGAGUGGACAUUGAAUGGCUAUUCCGGAGGCGAUUUUACUCUGAUCAACAACCUUUCAUUCUGCUAUCAACACGACGCGCGUCUACACCCCUCUCAACUGCCCAACACGACCACGAUCUCCCUCUUCAACAACGACAACAGCGCAGUUGUAUCUCAUGUCAACCAAACCACUGGUAUAUUUCUUUCGAUCGAUGAGCACAACAUGACCGCGUCGUUGCUACAAGAACUCGCCGACCCCGACGACACCAUUUACUCGGUCAGCCAAGGCAACAUGGAAGUGCUCCCUUCCGGUAACAUCGUGAUGGGAUACGGAAGCGUUCCAACGCUGAAGGAGUUCGAUCAAGACGGCAACGUAGUGCUAAGCGUAUCCUGGGGCGAAGCGGAGGCGGUACAGAGCUACCGCAGCUACAAGGCCGAGUGGGUUGGUAAGCCUAGCUCGAAGCCGGAUGUAUACGCGUGCAAGUCAAGCAAUGGUACGGAAGUCUACAUGAGUUGGAAUGGCGCUACGGAGCAUCGAGUUUGGACGGUAUUUGGCGGUGUAUCCAACGGAAGCUUGAGUGAGGUUGUCAGUGUUAACAAGACUGGUUUCGAAACAAAGGCAGUCGUGACUCAAUCACUUGGCUUUGUAAGAGUGGAGGCAAGUGGAAGAGAGAUUGAGAAUGGCGUCUCAAACGUCGUUGGUGUAGUUGAGAUGUGCUAGAUAGAGUUUGUUGCAUAUAGUAGUCACUUAGUGGAACGCGCAUCAAAAGACUAUAAGUAAUGGAUGAAGUCAAGCCUCUUUUCUUCAAGUACCAUUGGCAG
This is a messenger RNA of Alternaria alternata, 2103 nucleotides long. RefSeq lists its product as hypothetical. Bases 461 to 2002 code for a protein of 513 amino acids. NCBI's taxonomy places the organism in Eukaryota, Fungi, Ascomycota, Dothideomycetes, Pleosporales, Pleosporaceae. The record is from RefSeq and is a predicted model, not a curated record. The transcript has 2 exons.